UCCUCGGACCCGGACGCACGCUGUUGUCACUGCUGCUGCCGCUGCUGCUGCUGGAUGAUGUGAGCGCUAAAUGACAUAGCAGGCUCGGAUGUUCCAGCACAGAGCAGGACGCUCUCCUAAUUUGCUUUAAAAAACCAUCAAGACAUCAUUUUGUAUUCCUUGGAGACGGCGACGACGCGCAGCAACGGUGCAGUCAUGUGGCAGACCAUUCUCAUUUGCUACGCCCUGUUUGCACUGUAUGCCACGGCACCGCCCGCGCACAUCAACCGCCUGGCGCUGUUCCCUGACAAGAGUGCCUGGUGCGAGGCCAAGAACAUCACACAGAUAGUCGGGCACACUGGAUGUCAGCCUCGCUCUAUUCAAAACAGAGCUUGUCUGGGCCAAUGUUUCAGCUACAGCGUCCCCAACACAUUCCCGCAGUCCACUGAGUCUCUGGUGCACUGCGACUCCUGCAUGCCUGCACAGACUCAGUGGGAAGUGGUGACUCUGGAGUGCCCAGGGAAUGAAGAGACUCCUCGCGUGGACAAGUUGGUAGAGAGGAUCUUCCACUGCAGCUGCCAGUCCUGCGGUAAGGAAGGCGCCCAGGAGGGUGCCAUGAUGCAGCUGUAUCCGGCAGACAACAGCCUGGACGCUCCGUCUUUACCCGACGCCCUGAGCGAGACUAACUCUCACCCACCACCCCGUUCAGACAAACACUCUAAGCACGGCCACACACUCGCAGGCCAUCACCCUCUUCCACACACGUCAAACGGAGGGUAGGGCUUACCCAUCCCGCCGCUCCGUUCUCCUACGCUUUGCAUCGUUCUUAAUGCGUAGUGUUGCAGAAGCACUUUGAAGAUGGGAUUCACUUUGUCUUAAAAGCUGCAAACGCAUUUACAAAUUCAUUUUAUCCAUUGUUAAUAGAUUCAAAUCAUAUUAACACAUGAGCCUAUAAAUGCACUGCUUUUGUUUCCUGAUAAAAUAUGUUUGUUGUAUCCAGACACAACCAUAGUCUGUUGAUGAACUGUGGUAGCUACCUUUUAUCUGCAAUGAUUACAAUAAAUUACAAAAUUG
This is a messenger RNA of Phycodurus eques (leafy seadragon), 1053 nucleotides long. It is a transcript of the gene nbl1, whose product is annotated as NBL1, DAN family BMP antagonist. The record is from RefSeq and is a predicted model, not a curated record. Lineage: Eukaryota; Metazoa; Chordata; Actinopteri; Syngnathiformes; Syngnathidae. The coding region runs from base 196 to 759 and encodes 187 amino acids. Gene Ontology annotation, molecular function: receptor ligand activity; BMP binding. Gene Ontology annotation, biological process: animal organ morphogenesis. The transcript is spliced from 4 exons.